GCAUGGUGAACGAUUUUGCUAGCUACUGAGUUUUUCAACGAACUCGCGAAUUAUUGUGCUUUUUUAAUUUGGUUUGUAACUAACUUAUAACUAUUGCAUAAAAUAAGAUUGAUGUACUAGAAAGCGUUGCUAGUGAAGUAAUGAUCCUCAAAUUAAUGCCAUCUCUCAAAUUUCUAGGCCUAGCAGCACGCCUACUGCAACAGCAUGGAAGGUUAACCGCUUGCAUUGCCACUUCCUCGGUUGUUCAUACUCCACCGAGGUGGGCCAAGACUAGGCCUAGGCCUCACCAAUAUAGGGCAGUAAAUUCGCUGAUUGAGGAAGAAAUUGACAGGCUAAGUCCAGUUACCAACUCUAAAACAAACAAAGAACAUUUAUAUUCUGAAGAAUAUGACAUCAAUGAUGGUAAGUGUCAAAAAGAGAAGGAAUUUAAUGUCGAGUUAAAUAGGCCUAAUUCAAGGCUCUUUCUUGGAAACAAGCCAAAAGGUGCCUUAAUUCAAAACAAAGAACUUGUGUAUACUGAAGAUGUAUGUGCAUCUGACAGUCAACAUUUCAAGGAAAAUAAAGCAGGUCAUCUUCAAGGUCUUCCUCAGAGGAUUCGCAAACCAGCAGAGAGGAUGAAAGUUAUCUUAAAUAAAAGCAAGGUCAAACAGUGGAAGUCUGAUGGAGAUAGAAUGAGGGAUGAUGGUCAGCGGUGGAAGGCGAUGCCUUCAGCCAAAGGAACACGGUCUAAUAGAGAUAAAACAAGGUCUGAGGAUCAACAUUGGAAAAAGAUGCCCUCAUCCAAAGGAACACCUAGGAACAGUAAACAUAUAAUAUGUCCUGCAAUAGGCAAUGACCUUUUGUUUGGAGUUUCACCGUGUUGUCUUGCACUUAAAGCUAAUCGAAGGAAGAUCAUCCGAGCGUACAUUCGUAGUAGCUUAAUAGAAUCAGAAACCAACCGUCCUGAAAUUGCCAAAAUAUUAACAGAGCUUAAUGAAAAAGAAAUUGAGAUUGUUCCAUUACACCGCAAUGCCUUGGACAAGAUGACCAAACACAGACCACAUCAGGGAAUUUGCAUGGAAGUGAGUAGGUUGUACUACACACCACUCAUUGAGGAGCAGGAUAUGAAAGCACCGGGCAGUAGGAUGCCAAUCUGGUUAGCAUUAGACCAGAUCAUAGAUCCCAUGAACCUUGGAGCAGUGCUGAGGUCAUCGUAUUUCCUUGGAGCUGAUGGUGUUAUUGUUAGUAGGAAAAAUAGUUGCUCUUUGACCCCAGUGGUCAGCAAAGCAUCCAGCGGAGUCAUGGAAGUCCAGCCAGUCUACGCUGUCAAUGACCUAGCAGGUUUUCUGCAGUCUCUGAUGGGCUGGGAUGUUGUAGGUUCAUCAAGUAGUGAUAAACAAUACGGGACCGAGCUUGAUGGGAAUGAUGACUGCCAUGUACCUAGUGGAGGGAUUGAUAUUCAGAAACCAACAAUCUUAGUUGUAGGAAACGAAGGCUUCGGUUUGAGGGAUGACAUUGCAAACUGCUGCAACAUGUUCUUAACUGUACAUCCUGGUCGAGAACUGCAUGCUGGGAUAGAUUCUCUUAAUGUUUCUGUAGCAACAGGUAUUCUUCUAAACCUACUGCUUACCAAGAGGAAUUCACAACUGAGGGAAGAAUAGUAGAGAGCCUUUCUAGAGACAUGUUGCAACUCAAUUUCUGAGCUCCUGGAUGGUCAUUAAAUCUUCAGAUUAACAAUGAAUCUGAAACCAGAAAAAAAAAAUUAAUGGUAACAUACGAAACUGUUGAAAAAACAAUGUCAACAACCAAACCUUGUUGCAUGUGAGUUAGCUUGACAUUUACCAUGCGAAUAUAUUGCUCUUUUAUUAACUUAAAUGGGAGCCAUUGCUAAAGAUUUGGAUAAAAAUUGAAAAAGAAAGUAUCAAGACAUCAUCCAGUUUGUGAUAAUGUUUCUAAUGCAGUUCUCAACGACGUGAUGUGCGAGGCUGGAUUUCGCUUUAAAAUAGCAAAUUACGAUCGCAAAAUGUGGGGUCGUCUUAUAUGCGCAACAUACACCUUUUUGGAAUUUUAAAAUCUUGUUCGUUUAUGGAAAAUAUA
This is a messenger RNA of Anneissia japonica, 2076 nucleotides long. RefSeq names its product rRNA methyltransferase 1, mitochondrial-like. The record is from RefSeq and is a predicted model, not a curated record. Bases 141 to 1640 code for a protein of 499 amino acids. Gene Ontology annotation, molecular function: RNA methyltransferase activity; RNA binding. Gene Ontology annotation, biological process: rRNA methylation. Gene Ontology annotation, cellular component: mitochondrion. NCBI's taxonomy places the organism in Eukaryota, Metazoa, Echinodermata, Crinoidea, Comatulida, Comatulidae. The transcript is spliced from 7 exons.